Messenger RNA from Telopea speciosissima, 1409 nucleotides. RefSeq names its product amino acid transporter ANT1-like. Gene Ontology annotation, biological process: amino acid transmembrane transport. The coding region runs from base 79 to 1359 and encodes 426 amino acids. The record is from RefSeq and is a predicted model, not a curated record. Gene Ontology annotation, cellular component: vacuolar membrane. Gene Ontology annotation, molecular function: amino acid transmembrane transporter activity. NCBI's taxonomy places the organism in Eukaryota, Viridiplantae, Streptophyta, Magnoliopsida, Proteales, Proteaceae. The transcript has a single exon.
GUUUUAGAUUUUGAUAGGUAAUUGAGUUGAGUUAGCUGCUUCGUCCUCAAGUCUCUAACUUGGGUCUCUCUGUCACCCAUGGCGAAGGAAGAAACGGAGGUUCCUCUGCUCAAAUCUUCAACUACAGGGACCGCUUCAUGGGCUCAAACCCUUGGAAACAUAAUCGUUGUCAUCAUCGGCACCGGCGUCUUAGGCCUCCCUUACGCUUUCAGGGUCGCAGGUUGGCUUGCCGGAGCUCUCGGAGUAACCAUCGCCAGUAUCCCCGUUUACUACUGUAUGCUUCUCCUCGUUCAGUGCAGGGACAAAUUAGCUUCUUCUUCAUCAUCUGAUGAUGAAUCCGAUGUAGUACACACAUAUGGCGAUCUGGGUUUUAGAGCCUUCGGAAAAAAAGGUCGGUAUCUCACUGAGUCCCUUGUAGUUCUCUCGCAAUUCGGAGGUUCUGUAGCUUAUCUGAUCUUUGUCGGCCAUAACUUGUCGUCUAUAUUCAAAACCCACCAACUCAGCUUCACUUCCUUCAUAUUCCUUCUUGUCCCAAUCGAAAUCGCUCUUUCUUGGAUUCGUUCCCUAUCUGCUCUUGCCCCGUUUAGUAUCUUUGCCGAUAUCUGUAACAUUCUGGCCAUGGUGAUUGUGAUCAAGCAAGACCUCCAAUUGUUCGAAGGUUUUUCUGAGAGAAAAAUGAUAACGAGUCUAUCUGCGCUGCCAUUCGCCGGAGGCGUUGCGGUGUUCUGUUAUGAAGGUUUUGGUAUGACCUUGGCAUUAGAGUCGUCGAUGAGUGAGCGGAGGAAAUUUCCAUGGGUUCUCGCAAUGGCUUUCUCAGGGAUAACGGUUGUGUAUGUAUUGUUUGGGUUCUUCGGAUACUUGGCUUACGGUGACCAGACAAGAGACAUUAUAACACUCAAUCUACCAAAUGAUUGGUCUGCUACGGCUGUUAAGAUUGGGCUCUGUGUGGGGCUGGCGCUUACUUUUCCAAUAAUGAUGCACCCCAUUAAUGAGAUCAUAGAAGGAAAGCUGAAACAAAGGGAAUGGUUUCAGAAACUCUGCCAUUACCAUUCAAGUAGAGGAGCAGGGGCAAGAGAGAGGGUUGUGGUGUAUAUGAGCAGAGCGCUUGUGGUGUUGGUUGCAGCGGUGGUGGCCGUGGCGGUUCCAGGUUUUGGUGUGUUUAUAUCGAUGGUGGGAAGCACCGUGUCGGCGAUGCUAUCCUUUGUCUUGCCGACCACGUUUCAUCUUAUGUUCUGUGGCAGUUCUAUGCGUUUGUGGCAGAAGGCAUUGGAUUUCUGCAUCUUGAGUUGUGGGUUGGCUUUUGCUGUUUAUGGCACUUACAAUGUUGUAUCCAAAGGGGACUCCAAAGGUGCAUUUUGAGACAUCACUUUGAAGCAUCAUGUAUCUCUUCAGGGGUGUAGUUGUUGUUG